Seminavis robusta is the source of this 942-nucleotide messenger RNA. Lineage: Eukaryota; Bacillariophyta; Bacillariophyceae; Naviculales; Naviculaceae. The record is from the annotation of a GenBank genome assembly.
AUGAUGAGAGACUUAGUCGAGAGGGCCGUUGAGGUCUGCCGCAAUGUUCCACAUUGGGGGGAGAUUCACUUCUCCAAUUCAGAUUGUCUGAUGGCUGUGGGGGUGGAGAACGAAUCGACCUAUUCGGAAUCCAAUACGAGACAAUUCCAUCGCGUGAUGAAAGGCUUGGAUCAAAUCCACGGCCCUCCUUUCCAUCCCAAUACUGAAGAAGAUAAUACAAAACGUGCUGUGUACCUUGCAAGUCUUAUUGUUGUCAAUCCUGGAACCGGGAAGAAAGCAGCCCUUGCUUACAUCAUGCGAGUGGCUGGCUUCACUGAUCAUCUGUGUGGCCCCGGCAAAGACUACGUUCGCGUCAGUCGACGAGUAACCGCAGCAAAGAAGAAAAAACCACCACCACCACCACCUGCACCACCUGCUAUUGCUCCACAAAACGUCCCAAAGGCUCCACAGCACCGUCCACCAGCAGCGCAUCCUUAUCGAGCCAAGGCGCCAGUAAAAGAAGUGCAAGUUCAUGAUGAUGAUUCGGUCGCCCCAAGCAUGAUCUUAUCUCCAAUGUCCGCUUCAUCAUUUUCCACGGCAAGUAGAGAACCUGCCCGCAAGAAAUCCACCGUUGAUGAUGAAGAUUUGGUUGAUUUUUUCAAUACCCCGCCAUACUUUGCCUACGCCGAGACGAUGCCACCAUCAUUUUCAAGUGCAGCUUCCGAUGCAUCUUCCCAAUCUGUCAACCUAUCCUACAAAGAUGCCAAACAUCGCCCGAAGAGCAUUAACAGCAAUAUUUCCCAUCUAACGACAUCAAAGACGCAUCGACGAACAACGCAAGCAGCUCAAAUUGAGAGGCAACAAGGCCGUGAAUUUGAAAAUCUACGCAAAUCGAUGUACAAGGCUGGCACUGUCAUUUACAAAUUGGGAGUUAGCAGAAGCCGUUCGAAAAGGCCGAGUUAA